AUGUUGAGUGGAUUAAAAGGUAUCAGAAUUAGUCAAUUCAUAGUCUAGAUCUUGGGCAAGAUAGAUAAGCAAAUUAUAUGUUUUAUUUUGGAUUAAUAUCAAACAUCACUUCUUAAUUUGAUUACGACUAUUUCGACAUAUCUUGCUAAGACUCCUAUAACUCAAUUAUGCAUUUCGGAUAAGGACAGAACCUCAAAAUCAAGUUUCAUUGUAUCCUAGUUUGGUGGUAUAAUAAGAUUGAAUAAUAUUCAAAUAGUUGAUUCUAAUACUUCUACUUUUGGGAAAUUAAUGACUGUUGAAGCCUUAUCAGAUGUAUCUUUUUUUUCUGCUAAUGCUGUAAACACAAUUUAACUCGAUGAUGUGAAAGUAACUUAGAUAUAAUCUCAAUCCUUAGUGUUAUUUUCCAACACAAUUGCGAAAUUUGGAGGAAUGCUUGAAAUUACUGGAUAGUCAGAUAUUGAAAUUAAAAAUUCACAUUUUUAUUAUUUCUAGUCUAUCAAUAAUGGUUCUGGGAUAUAUGUGGAUGAUGAUAUGAAUAAUAUUAAGAUAAAUGUAUCUAAUACAGCAUUUUCCUAUUCAAAUCCAAAUCUAAUGAUUUAAGAUCCUUCAAUGAAAAUCUAUGGAGGAGUUAUAUAUGCUAAGGGUCGUGGAAUAAGCAUUAAUUUAAGGGCUUUAGAAGGUGGGUUAAUGUAUUUCCAAAAUUCAAAUGCAACAAUUAGCAAUUUCCAUGUAGAAAAUAUUAUAGCCAAGAACGGAGGAAUGAUUUAUCAAGAAGGAUUUUCAUAGUUAGAAUUAAAUCUUGGAUAAAUAUAGUAUGCUAUUGCUUUAGUUUCAGGAGCUGUAGUUUAUUCAGUUAAUUUAAAAGAAAAUGAUAACAACUAAGACUCCUAACAAACAAAUAGUUAUUCAAAACUUUCAAUUUCUAAAACAAACAUUUCAUAAAUUAUAAGUAUAAAUGAUGGUGGAUCAUUUUAUCUUGAUUCCAGAGGCAUUGAAUUUGAUCUUACAGAAGCUUAAGUAUUUGCAGUAGAAGUUCUUUUUGGUUCUGGGGGAUUUAUUUUUAUUAAAGAAGCUGAAAAAUGCUCAUUAUCUGAUAUAUUUCUCUAAGAUUCAUAUGCAAGAAAUUAAGGUCAGCAAAUUUUUUCAUAAAAAGAUGAACCUAUCACUGAACUUGCUGGGAUUACUUUACUAAAUUCAAAAUCUGUUACAUUUAAUUAGUGUCAAUUUAUUGGAAACUUGUAUUCAGGAAAAGGUGGUGCAAUUUAUGUUCAAGGCGGAAAUUAUGGAUCAGCAAUGUAUCUUGAAAACUGUUUAGAUAUUUAACUUUAAGGCCUCAAUAUAUAAAACAGUAUGGCAAGUAUAGAUGGAGGUAGUUUAUACAUUAAAAAUCCAACAGGAAACGUUAAAAUAAUUGAUUCACUAUUUACUAAGGUACUAUCUUAAAAUGAGGGUGGAUGUGUCUACUACUUAGUAGAUGAUGCAUCAAGUUCGGUUUAAGUUGCUCUUCAGUUUUAAAACGUAAGUUUCUCAAUAAUUUAGGCUAAAAUUGCAAGCUCGGUUUCUGUAUAUGGCUAUUAAACUAAUGUGAUUUUUUUAAACUGCUCAAUAGCAAGAUCUUAUGGUGAUGAUUUCAAUUCUAUUUAUAUUAAAAAUGCUAACACUUUAGAUAUUAUUGCUUUUGAUGUUUCUAGCAUUUAUUCGAAAGAUAAUUCUGCUUUUUUAUAUGUAGAUACUGUGAAAGAAUCAGUAAGUAUUUAGUAAACGAGAAUCUAAUGCAGGGUUACUACCGAUUAAUACACUAACCCAGAAUAAGUAGAAGAUUGGCGAAGAAGGAACUUAAGAAAUAAUGAUUAACAUAUUGAACAAAUUGAUAAUUAAAUAUUAAAUGAUGAUUAUACUCUCACUAAAAAAGUUUAAUUAAUCAAGAAAACUGAAUUCGAUAUUUAUGAUUCUAAAGCUAUAAAAAUAUUUUAGCUCCUAUAAUUGUGGAUAAAGCACCACAGCUUUUUCUAUAAAAAAUGA
Molecule: messenger RNA, 2022 nt
Organism: Stylonychia lemnae
Lineage: Eukaryota; Ciliophora; Spirotrichea; Sporadotrichida; Oxytrichidae
Source: the annotation of a GenBank genome assembly